UCUCCGCGUGAGUGUGAGGGCUGCGUAGGCAAUCGAACCCCUCUUCACUGCAUAAAGAUUCGAUCACUCACUGGCGAGCGAUCUCGGUAAAGUGAUGGCAUCUGCGGCGGCGACUGCGGAGGACGUGCUCCCGCUUCUGAACUCGCAGGCGUACUUGGAGGGCCAUGCCGUGGGAGAGGCGCGCGCCCUCGUCGCAGACCUCUGCCGCCACUUCUACAACCUCGGAUGGGUCACCGGGACCGGCGGAAGCAUCACCGUCAAGGUCCACGACGAUGCCGUCCCUAAGCCCCAUCAGCUGAUCGUCAUGUCCCCUUCUGGGGUUCAGAAGGAGCGGAUGGUGCCGGAGGAUAUGUAUGUCAUGUCUGGGAGUGGCGCUGUUCUGUCUGCCCCAUCGCCGAAACCCUACCCGCACAAGCCCCCUAAGUGCUCUGAUUGCGCUCCCCUCUUCAUGAAGGCAUAUCUAAUGCGCAAUGCUGGGGCUUGUAUUCACAGUCACGGAAUGGAGUCUUGCCUUAUAACAAUGAUCAAUCCUUCAGCGAAGGAGUUCAGAAUCACUCACAUGGAGAUGAUAAAAGGAAUUCAAGGCCAUGGUUAUUAUGAUGAGCUGGUUGUUCCGAUAAUUGAGAAUACUGCACAUGAGCGUGAACUCACUGAAUCCCUUAGUGAAGCUAUGGCAGCAUAUCCCAAAGCAACUGCUGUGCUUGUCCGAAAUCAUGGGAUAUAUGUCUGGGGAGACUCAUGGAUUAAUGCCAAGACACAGGCUGAAUGUUAUCAUUAUCUUUUUGAUGCUGCACUUAAGCUUCAUCAACUAGGGAUCGAUUACAGCAGUCCAGGUCACGGUCCAGUCAACUGUCUGAGUUCAUUUCAAAACAAAAACAAACCCCUAAGCUCAGGGUUAGCAAAUGGAGGACAUGUUCCUGAUCCCUCAAGACAUUGCAUUGUAUUGGAUAUUGAAGGAACAACCACUCCUAUAACGUUUGUUACUGAUGUCCUUUUCCCUUAUGCACGUGACAAUGUGAGGAAACAUCUUUCUUCUACAUAUGAUUCUGAUGAAACUAAGGAUGAUAUUAAGCUAUUACGAGCUCAAGUUGAGGAGGAUUUGAAGCAGGGCUUAUCUGGUUCUCUGCCUAUUCCACCUAAUGAUGCUUUGAAAGAGGAGGUUGUUGAUUCUCUUGUAGCUAAUGUGGAGGCAAUGAUAAAGUCAGAUAGGAAAAUUACUUCUUUAAAACAAUUACAAGGUCAUAUUUGGAGAACUGGAUUCGAGAACAAGGAACUGCAGGGGGUUGUUUAUGACGAUGUUCCUGAAGCUCUUAAGAAGUGGCAUGAAAGUGGCAUAAAGGUUUACAUAUAUUCAAGUGGUAGCAGAGAGGCCCAAAGGCUUUUAUUUGCAAAUACUCCUUAUGGUGAUUUGAGGAGGUAUUUGUCUGGAUUUUUUGACACCACGGUCGGUAACAAAAGAGAAUCACACAGCUACUCUGAAAUUUCAUUGUCAGUGGGAGUCGAUAAACCAUCCCAAAUCUUGUUUGUAACCGAUGUCCAUCAGGAAGCCGUGGCAGCUAAGGCAGCUGGUCUCAAUGUGCUCAUCUCCAUUCGUCCUGGAAAUGCAGUCCUUCCAGAGAACCAUGGCUUCAAAACUAUUAGAUCAUUCGCAGAAAUAUAAACCAAGACAGGUUAUCUCAUCUUUCAGCUCAUAAUUAUCGGUAUCGAGAGAUUAUCCUACUCUUUUGAACUAAUAAAAAGAGUGCCAAAUAAGAAUGUUUAAAUAGACACCUUCAGAUCUAUCUUUCACCAGCAAAUGUAUUUUAGUAGUAUAUAAAUAAUUUCUGUGUAAUCUUUGAAAAAAUGGAGUUGCCGUGCAAUUUCAAGAAUGCAUAGGAUGGAACAUGUUUUCUGAUAUGGAUGGAGUCUGUUUCGAUAUAUCCUUUUGGAUUGAUGUUGAGGAAUAAUGAGAGUAAAUUAGCAGCAAAAGGUGAAAUCGUCACUUCGAUGGUCCUUCCAAGUUGACCCUUCAUUGUUUGGAAGGGAGGUAAAUUGAAGACUUCGCCCAACAUCAAUAGCACAUGCAAGUAGGGGUUGAGACAAUCAACAAGGUAUUUCGUAUAUGUUGGCAAUAUCUUUACAUGAAUCAACUAUGUCAGUAUGUGGGAGCAACAAUGAGAUUAAAUGCUUCUAUGGAAGGAUUACAAUGAGAUAUUCUUUAUGAUAUAGAAGAUUUCGAAUCACUAAUA
Zingiber officinale is the source of this 2228-nucleotide messenger RNA. RefSeq names its product probable bifunctional methylthioribulose-1-phosphate dehydratase/enolase-phosphatase E1 1. The transcript is spliced from 12 exons. Bases 95 to 1660 code for a protein of 521 amino acids. Gene Ontology annotation, molecular function: acireductone synthase activity; magnesium ion binding. The record is from RefSeq and is a predicted model, not a curated record. Gene Ontology annotation, cellular component: cytoplasm. NCBI's taxonomy places the organism in Eukaryota, Viridiplantae, Streptophyta, Magnoliopsida, Zingiberales, Zingiberaceae.